Triticum turgidum subsp. durum (durum wheat) is the source of this 804-nucleotide messenger RNA. The record is from the annotation of a GenBank genome assembly. Lineage: Eukaryota; Viridiplantae; Streptophyta; Magnoliopsida; Poales; Poaceae.
AUGGAGUUCGCCACUGGAGCGUUGGGCACCCUCCUCCCCAAGCUGGGGGAGCUGCUCCUGGAGGAGUACAACCUGCACACGGGUCUGAAGAAGGGAAUCAAGGACUUGAGGGACGAGCUCCUGGUUAUACAAGCUGCACUUGUGAAGGUGUCUGACGUGCCACUAGACCAGCUUGAUCCGUUGGUCAAGAUUUGGGCUAACGAUGUCAGGGAGCUGUCCUUUGCUAUUGAGGACAGCCUCGACUCCUUCAUGGUGCGUGUCGAGGGUCUUGAGCCGACUAAGCCACACACCUUCCUCGGGUUCAUCAAGAAGACAUGCAAAAAGGUCACCAAGCUCAAGACUCGUCACGAAAUUGCUAAUGACAUCAGAGACAUCAAGAUCCAAGUUAGAGAGGUGAAGGAUAGGUAUGACAGGUACAAAGAUGUUAUUGGUAAUACUAAUGCGAGAACGGAAGUCGACCCACGUCUCUUGGCCAUGUACAGCAAGGUCUCUGACAUUGUUGGCAUUGACAAGGCGAUUGAUGAACUAACAAAGAGGUUGUUUGAGGGCGAUGAUUCAUCUGGGAAUAGGCUCAAGGUUGUCUCUGUUGUUGGAUUUGGAGGAUUGGGCAAGACAACUCUUGCUAAAGCGGUGUAUAACAAGCUUAACAAGAAAUUUAGUUGUGGAGGUUUUGUUCUGGUGGGUCAAAAUCCAGACACGAAGAAAGUUCUCAGGGAUAUCCUCCUUGAACUUGACAGGCAGCUGUACAGAGAUGCAGCAACAAUGGAUGAACGACAGCUGAUAAACGAGCUACAAAAAUUCUAG